AUGUCCACCUUUAUGGAAGACGAAAAUACGAUUUACAUCAAAUCACAAUGCCAUUGCGGAAUAGGCAGUUUCCAGGUUGCAUUUGCGAAAUCUCGCAUACCAGUCACCAACUUCCUUUGCCACUGCGAUAUCUGCCGCCAUGUCUCAGGUGAAAUGGCCUUUUAUUUUUUGCCCAUAGAAGGGCCCCCUAUUGGUGGGCCAUAUGCUAUGCAACCCAUCGACCCGAGUAAAGACUCCAGUCUCACCGAGUACCGAACUUCUGCGAGCACGGCGUGGUACUUUUGCCACAAUUGUUCUGCCCAUCUGUUUUUGUUGACGAGGGACUCGGAGUGGUUUGUUUCAGGCGGAUCUUUGAGGCAGGCAGAAGGGUUAACGGAAUUGUAUUGCCAUAUCAAUGUCGCCGACACAAUGGACGGUGGCCUGGCAGAUCAGAUUCAAGUCGUCGAUGGCAAAGUCCUCCCGCGAUACUCGAAGCGCGUAGGCAGCGAGCAAAUCCCCCUUGGCUGGCGCUCCGACAAACUUCAAAGCCGCACGGAUUCAUCGCGUACCUCGCAGAAAAUGCGUGCCUACUGCCACUGUGGUGCAAUUGACAUAUAUGUAACCCGCCCGAACGAGCUAUCGGCACAGCCGUAUGCACCUUACCCAGACAUCCUGUACCCGCUCCCGCAGACACGUUUGUCGACAAUCCGUAACAAAAGUGACGUCAAGUGGUGGCUUGACCCGCCGGUGCGCAAGAAUUCGAUAGGGAUGCUCGUUCCUGCGAGCGUCCGUCCCUCUCCUGGAGGUAGCCGCGAAGUCGGAUCUCGCUCUGGUUCCGGCAGCAAUUUACCUGCUCAGAUUUCUACUUUGGGAGAAGCACAACCUGCUGUGCAUUCACGUACUCGAUUCCUGGCGGGGCAUUGUGUCUGUUCACAUUGUCGACAAGGUUGUGGAUUCGACAUCCAGAGCUGGAUGUUUGUCUCUCGCACAAACGUUUUUGAAAAAGGGUCCGACAAACCUAUCGUAGUGUCCAAGGAGGAAGAACGACCCAAGGGCCUGAAGCAAUACCUUUCUAGCCCUGGACGUUAUCAUGAAUUCUGUGGAACAUGCGGCGCGACUGCAUUCUGGUGGCAGGCUGGGCGUCCCGACGUUAUCGACGUCUCGGUGGGAUUGUUGGACCAGUCCAUCGAUGGCGUUCGUGCAGAGAAUUGGCUGAAAUGGCAUAAAGACCGACUGAGCUAUGUCGAAAACUCGGCUAAGAACAAUUUUGUACAAGGGUUGAAGGAUGGGAUGGCUAAACUCCAGGACUCAUUCGAUGCGGCUACUCCUCUCCCUACGACUCCACUGCCCAAGGAUUGA
This is a messenger RNA of Psilocybe cubensis, 1338 nucleotides long. RefSeq lists its product as uncharacterized. Lineage: Eukaryota; Fungi; Basidiomycota; Agaricomycetes; Agaricales; Agrocybaceae. The coding region runs from base 1 to 1338 and encodes 445 amino acids. Gene Ontology annotation, molecular function: carbon-sulfur lyase activity. The transcript has a single exon. The record is from RefSeq and is a predicted model, not a curated record.